AGGGAUUCAGUGGUAGUGAGUGAAAGAGGAGGAGGAGGAGAGAAGAAGAGGACCGAGUCUUGUUUUCUCAGUAGAUGCAGCAUCUCUCUGGAGAAGAAGUCGUUCCUCUUACUGGAUCAUCCAGCAUCUCGGAUUUUGUUGAGACGGCUGAAAUGGGAAACACCACGAUGGAUAACAGCACCUCGACACAUCCCGAUAGAAACUCCUCAAUGCCGGAGAACUCGCUGGAGGUUCAGCUGGUCACCAUAUCUCUGUCGCUGCUGAUCUGUGGGGUGGGAAUCGCUGGGAACGUCAUGGUGGUUUUGGUGGUGAUCCGUACCAAGCAUAUGAUGACCGCAACCAACUGCUACCUGGUGAGUCUGGCGGUGGCCGAUCUGACAGUUCUGCUGGCCGCCGGCUUGCCCAACAUCUCCGAGGUCGUGGCUUCGUGGAUCUACGGCUACGCCGGCUGCGUUUGUAUCACGUACCUGCAGUACCUGGGCAUCAACGUCUCGUCUUGCUCCAUCACAGCCUUUACCAUCGAGCGCUACAUCGCCAUCUGCCACUCCAUCAAAGCCCAGUUCAUCUGCACCGUGUCACGAGCCAAGAAGAUCAUCGCCUGCGUUUGGAUCUUCACGUCUCUGUACUGCAUCAUGUGGUUCUUCCUGGUGGACACAAAUGAGACGGUUUAUGCUAAUGGCGUCGUGGUCCGGUGUGGAUAUCGGGUGUCCAGGAACCUCUAUAUGCCCAUAUACUUCCUGGACUUCACCUUGUUUUAUGUCGUUCCUCUCGUCGUGGCUUCGGUUCUGUACGGUCUGAUCGCCAGGAUUUUGUUUCGGGACCCACUGCCGAUGAAUCUGUCAGAGCAGAGGUUCUCCGUCCAUCAGGGCCGACGGCAGAGUUCAGUGAAGGUGUCCUGUAAAACAAACAGUGCGACAUCCAGAAAACAGGUCACAAAGAUGCUGGCAGUGGUGGUGGUUCUGUUCGCUCUCCUCUGGAUGCCGUACCGGACUCUGGUGGUGGUGAAUUCCCUCAUGGACCCGCCGUAUCUCAACACCUGGUUCCUGCUCUUCUGUCGCAUGUGCAUUUACACCAACAGCGCUGUCAACCCCAUCAUCUACAACGCCAUGUCACAGAAGUUUCGCGCUGCUUUUAAGAGGCUCUGUGACUGUAAACGCAGGUCAGAUCAGGGCCGAGCUGGAAAAUGCACCGUAAGUGUUUACUACAGCGUCAUAAAAGAAUUCUCCAGUGAAAACAACGCACAGAGAGCAGGGAAGAAACACGAUGGUAUGAAGACAGACACGCUUGAUCUGAGCACAUUAAUGUCAGGAGCCCCUGAUUCAUGAAAAGUGAAAAUAAGUGAUGUAGUUAAUGGAUGAUUUGGCUAGAAGUGAGCUGCAUGCACUACUAUAAAAGCAAGUUAUGAUUUAAAAAUUCCAAAUUGCGAUAUAUAAACUGGCAAAUCUGAGAAAAAAAGUCAGAAUUGUGAAAU
Molecule: messenger RNA, 1471 nt
Organism: Megalobrama amblycephala (Wuchang bream)
Lineage: Eukaryota; Metazoa; Chordata; Actinopteri; Cypriniformes; Xenocyprididae
Product: thyrotropin-releasing hormone receptor
Exons: 3
Coding region: 75-1325 (416 amino acids)
Biological process (GO): phospholipase C-activating G protein-coupled receptor signaling pathway
Cellular component (GO): membrane
Molecular function (GO): thyrotropin-releasing hormone receptor activity
Source: RefSeq, a predicted model, not a curated record